AUGUAAAAUUUCAUCAAUUUACAAUAAAAGGUAUUGUAUAUUUUGAAAUUAGUCAUUUAUAAAUUUUCUUAGAUCAUCUUGUCCUUUUAGGAUUAUUCUAAAUCAAUUAAGAUUUAGACUAUCUAAUGUUUAGAUCAUUCAUGCGAAGGAUCAAUUUUGA
Molecule: messenger RNA, 160 nt
Organism: Paramecium pentaurelia
Lineage: Eukaryota; Ciliophora; Oligohymenophorea; Peniculida; Parameciidae
Source: the annotation of a GenBank genome assembly